CAGCUUUUCUCUCUACCACCACCCUUCGCAACGAGUGCUGGGCACCCGUGUUCAAUUCGAUACAGGGAUACAACAUUUAAAAUGCCUCUGCCACGCGUAUCUCUGCGAACAUUUCUCUCCUCAGCAAAAUCCGCCCUGCACAAUGCGAACCAGCAGUCCUCGCCCCUCACAUUCGUUAUCGGCAAUGAAGCAGCUGACCUCGAUUCCCUCUGCAGCGCAGUCGUCCUAGCAUAUCUACGAACCUACACCUCAGCCUCCCAUACAAACACCCUCUACAUACCCCUCUCCAACAUCCCACACACCGACCUCGCGCUCCGGCCAGAACUCCUCCCUGUGCUCUCACGCGCCAAUCUCAAACCCAGCGACCUGAUUACUCUCUCCGAUUUACCUAAUCUAUCACAGGGUACACGCCUUGCUCCCGAAAGGACGAAAUGGAUACUCGUCGACCACAACGCGCUGCUUGGUGAGCUGGGCAAGAUAUACAGCGGGCGGGUGGUUGGCUGUAUAGAUCACCACGAUGAGGAAGGCAAGGUGCCGAAAGAUUGCGGUGAUGAGCCGAGGGUUGUGAGGAAGAGUGGUAGCUGUGCUAGCUUAGUGGUGGAAUACUGCAGAGAAGCGUGGGAUGCAGCAUCCGCCAGAUCGAACGACGAGGAAACGGCGAGAUGGAAUGCGGAGCUUGCGAGGGUUGCGCUUGGGCCGGUGCUGAUUGAUACUUCGAAUCUGGAGAAUGAGGCGAAGACUACGCCUGCCGAUGUUGAGGCUGUGAAAUACCUUGAGAAGUGGAUUACUGCUGGUGAGGGGGAGAAGCUUGACGCGAAGAGUUAUUACAAGGAGAUUUGGACGGCGGAGAGGGACGUGGAGGGGUUGAAUUUGAUGGAUCUGCUAAGGAAGGAUUAUAAGCAGUGGAGUGAGGGAGGUGUUAUUUUGGGAGUUAGUUCUGUUGUCAAGGACAUGGACUUUUUGCUCUCCAAGAAGGAGACCAGGGAAGAAUUCUUCGAUACCCUGAAGAUAUUCUCUAAGGAAAGGGGCCUAUCGAUAUGCUGUAUCAUGACCAGAUCAUCAGCCAAAAAUGGGAACGGGUUCCAGAGAGAACUCUUCCUCUGGGGCCUAGAUGACAAGGGCAUUGAAGCUUCUAAGAAGUUCGAAGCUGAAUCGACUAACAGUCUGGGUCUUGAGAUUUGGAAAGAAGGAUCCUUGGAUUCCGAAGAUGGAGGACUGUGGAGGAAGUGUUGGCAUCAGAAGAAGAUUGAGAAUUCGAGGAAGCAGGUUGCUCCCUUACUCAGAUCGUCGAUGGCUAGUUGAGAUACCCAGGUAGAAAGCCUACUAUAGAGCAUUAGAGCUUCCAUCAAGCAUGCUAAAAUUAAGAUCGUUUCGACCGAGC
This is a messenger RNA of Cadophora gregata, 1381 nucleotides long. It is a transcript of the gene PPX1, whose product is annotated as Exopolyphosphatase. Lineage: Eukaryota; Fungi; Ascomycota; Leotiomycetes; Helotiales; Ploettnerulaceae. Gene Ontology annotation, molecular function: exopolyphosphatase activity. The transcript is spliced from 2 exons. Gene Ontology annotation, cellular component: cytoplasm. The record is from RefSeq and is a predicted model, not a curated record. Bases 82 to 1302 code for a protein of 406 amino acids.